This is a messenger RNA of Parascedosporium putredinis, 1587 nucleotides long. The record is from the annotation of a GenBank genome assembly. Lineage: Eukaryota; Fungi; Ascomycota; Sordariomycetes; Microascales; Microascaceae.
AUGCGCACCUCCACAGUGUUUGCGCUCGGCCUGGCCUCCGGCGCCUCCGGCCUAGCCACACCGCCCGACGUCCGGCUCAACGUGGCUCGCGCUGCCCCGGACUCGCCAUCGGGGGCUACGCGCCCGCCGUGCUGGCUCGAGGCUCGCGAACCCAAGACCAAGACCGCCCUCGACAACUUCCUCAAGAGGGUCAACAUCGCCGACUUUGACUACGCCUCCUACCUCCAAACAGACGGCGCCUACCCCAGGAUCUCCAUCGCCAUGUCCGGCGGCGGAUAUCGCGCCCUGCUCAACGGUGCCGGCUUCAUUUACGCUGCCGACGACCGCACCGGUGGUGACUCCGGCAUCUCCGGCCUUCUCCAGGCGAGCACGUACUUUUCCGGUCUCUCCGGCGGCGGUUGGCUCGUCAGCACCAUCUAUGGAAACAACUUCACAACCAUCGAGUCCCUCAUGUCGGACGAGGAUGUCUGGCAGUUCAGGCCUCGGUACUGGCGAGACCUGCAUGACCAAGUCAGCUCCAAGCAAGAUGCUGGCUUCGAUGUCUCCCUUACCGACUACUGGGGCCGGGCCGUCAGCUACCAGUUGCUUCGAGGGGAUGAAGGCGGCGCCGCCUAUACCUUUUCCUCCAUCGCCGACGCAGAGGACUUCAAGAACGGCGAGACCCCUUUCCCCAUCCUCGUGGCCGACGGUCGCGCCCCGGACACCAAGAUUAUCAACCUCAAUUCCACCGUAUUCGAGUUCAACCCCUUCGAGCUGGGCUCUUGGGAUCCUACCCUCUACGGAUUCGCUCCCCUAGAUUACAUCGGAAGCAACUUCACCGGUGGACGCGUUGACGACAAGGGCAGCUGCGUCCGGGGCUUUGAUCAGCUCGGCUUUGUCAUGGGAACCUCGUCGUCCCUCUUCAACAUGGCGCUCCUGACCGAUAUACCCGACUCACCCCUCAUCCAGCCCAUCCGUGAGGUCGACGUAAUCUUCGCCGUCGACUCUAGCGCCGAUACCACAUACAACUGGCCAAAUGGUACCGCCCUUCGCGCUAGCUACGAGCGCUCACUCAACUCCAUUGCCAACGGUACCCACUUCCCUGCUGUCCCCGACGCAGAAACCUUCGUCAACCUCAAAUUCAACCAGGAGCCCGUUUUCUUUGGCUGCGACGCCGCCAACUUCUCCUCCGAAGGUGGGAGCGCACCUCCUUUGAUCGUCUACAUCCCCAAUGCCCCUCUCUCCGGCUUCUCCAACGUCUCUACCUUUGACCCCACGCACGAGAUCGACGAGCGCAACGACAUCGUCCAAAACGGCUACAAUGUUGCGACCCGUGGCAAUGGCACCCUAGACGACGCGUGGCCCACUUGUGUGGCUUGUGCCGCCCUCAGUCGCAGCUUCGAAAGGACCGGAACCACACCACCACAGGCCUGCCAGGACUGUUUCAACCGCUACUGUUGGAAUGGCCAACUCGACACUACGGCCGUGUCGUCGUACGAGCCUGGCCUCAUCCUCAACGCCGAAGCUGACUCGGGCAGCUUCAAGAUGGCCGCUUCCACGGCACUCUGGAUCGUUCCGGCUGCUGCCGCUUGGCUCCUGACUGCAUAA